GGGUUGUUUUGGUCCUCGAAAGAGUACAUUGACUAUAUUUUAUCAGCUCCGAUCCCCAAACGCGUUGGCAUGGAUAGCUCUCAGCACUAUCAACCUCUUUCCCAUGCACUCCAUCCCCCGCAGUACUCGUCCUACACCCCGCCCGCCCUCGAAUACCCCUCCAACGCCGGCACCGGCGACCAGCACCGCGAGGAAGAGGAGGAGGAGGAGGAGGACGUCGUCGAGGAGGAGCUCGACGGCCACAAUCAGCAGCCGAGCCCGACCAACGGGCAGGGCUCUGCCCCAGCCCCGGCCGCGACCUCGACGGACGGUGCUGGCCAGCAGCAGCCCGAGCAGUCCCAAGCCACACUCGAUGCGGAGAACAAACGCCGGCCGGGACGACCCAAGGGCUCGAGGAACAGGAAACCACGGGACAGCGUGAGCGUGUCGGCGAAGGCGCACCAGAGCACGUUCCACAGCAGCUAUCCCGCCCCGACGACGGCGCCGCCCCCCGUUCCCGGCCUCACGCCCCAGAACCAGCAGUACUACGAGUUCCAGUGGCGCGUGCUCAACCUCUGCUCCGAGUUCUAUGGCGCGGCCGAAGAGCUCGUCAAGGCGACGUCCCCCGUCGUCAUCCAUCAGUCGUACCAGAUGGGUCCAUCACACAAAGUCGACCCGCUUGCCAUGCUCGGUGAUGCAAAGCGGAUCUGUGAUUCACUCUUCCAAAACCCCAGCCAACUAGUCGGCCAACCCCCUCCCGCCGCGACCUACCCUCUCCCCUACGCCCCACCGCCCCCCCUCGCCUCCACCUCCGCCUCCCCCACCGGCCUCCCCCCCUCGCAACAGCCCCCUCCCACCGUCAUCAACAACCCCCAAUCCUUCAUCAUGCCCCUCGGCUAUCCGCCCGCCGUCUACACACCACCACGAGCCGGCUAUCCCACCGCGCCUUAUUAUCAGUAUACGCCCGCUGCGGGGUAUUACUCGCAAUCUCCGGCCCCUGUCCCUGCCCCGGCACCACCUGCUCAGCCCUCUGGAUCCGCACCACCAGCGCCAUCGAACGCGCAGACGUUCGCGAGCCCGCAUCCCCACCCCCAUACGGGCGGCGUGCAGUCGACCCUAAACAUGAAUCCGGUGAAUGUGGGGGGCGCAUCGGGGACGUGGUCAGCGGAGGAAUCGGAUAAGUUGAGGAGGUUGGCGGAGAUGGGGAAGACGAGUGGGGCGACGAAGGAUGGGGAGGUGGAUUGGGAUUGGGUGGUGGGACAGUGGGGGAGUACGAGGUCUAGGCAUCAGAUAUUGCUACGAGCGACAACUAUCGGGCUCAAAGAAAGUACGACCCGGGGAACCAAACGACGUCGCGGGAACACGGAAGGACCUUCCAACUCCAACUCCAACUCCAACUCCAACUCGAACAAUUCGAACACGAACCAUACCACGUCUGCGAACGCGUCGCCUGUACAGAACCAUAGCACGCCGGGCUCGUCUUCCACGCAACCACAACCACCACAAACACAGGGACAAACGCAAACGCAGAUACAUCAGUCGCCCUCAACCCAAAACACACAUCCACGCCCCCCUUCCUCUCAAGCCGCACAUUCGACAACGCCUCUCAUGACGCCGCUCAUGCCUCCCACCACUUCCACCACUUCCACCUCCACCGCAUCCACCAACAACCCCAUCACCAACACUUCUACACCGCACACACCUCAUACACCCCACAUCUCGCACGCCAGCACAAACACGAACACGAACACGAACGCCACACAAGCACCGGCACCGGCCGUCUCGAGACCGAACCUCCCCUGGCCGAUGCCGACUGUAGCGGCGCCCGAUGGGCUUGGGGCUGUCUUGGGUGGUGGGGGUGCGACGGCGGGUGGUGUGGGUUUGAGUGGGGGGCAGCAGAGGGGUAAUUAUUAUAGGCCGGGGGCGGGUGGGACGGCGGGUGGGAAGGCGGCGGGGACGUAUAUGUAUGCGAAUGGGGGGAGGGGGUGAGGUGGUAUGAAGAUGAAAGAGGAGAGAGGGAAGGCGAAGGUGGACUUUUCCUUUGACUGAUUAUUCAUUUUUGAUUUCGAUUUCGAUUUUGAUUGAAUUCUUCGUUUGGUUGGUUGAUCUGUUUGAAGUGUCGAUGUCUGUUAGUUCGAUUUCUGGCCAAUUCCUACUGAUCAUGAUCAUGAACAUCGCUAGUCAGGUUUUGUCGUCGGGGGAUGGGGCCCUGGGGUACUGCUCUUUGCUCGUUUUUUUUCUUCUCCUUUACUCCUUCACGAAAAGCGGCGAACGGUACAGUUACGGUCGCGGUUACAAUAAUGUUGCGAGCCUUUCCCUCUGUCAGUGCUCUUGGUUUGUCUUUGGAUGAACACUUUUCUCGCUUCUCGCUUCUGCUUUUCUUUCCUUUCUCAGCCCGCUUUUCAAUUCUUUCCUUCUCACUUCUCAGAUUCUCCACGAAUUCGUAGCUUACCCUUUAUGUUAUGUUAUGUACUACGUUAUCGAUAUCCCUCUCGUAUCCGUGUUUGCAUCUGCACUUACACUGGUCAGUUGCUGGUCCUUGUGGUGCUGGUACUGCUGUUGGUGGUGCUGUUGGUGGUGCUGGUUAAAUUACUACGC
Molecule: messenger RNA, 2577 nt
Organism: Stereum hirsutum FP-91666 SS1
Lineage: Eukaryota; Fungi; Basidiomycota; Agaricomycetes; Russulales; Stereaceae
Exons: 4
Coding region: 70-1968 (632 amino acids)
Source: RefSeq, a predicted model, not a curated record